UCUGGUCCUGGCCCGAGAGUAACCACAUCCUGGAAGAGGUGGCUGAGGACCAGUCUCCUCCUACCAGAGCCAGGCAUGGCCCCCUCGGAAGACCCCAGGGACUGGAGAGCCACCCUCAGUGACAACUUGGGCCAGGAGACCAUCUCGGGUGGGAAGCCAGCCCGUCCUCAGACCCUCCCCACAGCACAUGUGACUUUCAUCAUUGACUGUACCCGUGGGAAGCAGCUCACCCUGGCAGCACCCCCAGCACCACCUCAAGUUCCCAGUCGCAGCCAAGGCCCCAGCCAGGGCCCCGUCACCCCAUCAGUGAAGACCUACAUCGUGUUCUGUGGGAAGAACCAGCCCCCUACCACUCAGGGCAUCUCCCUGGAGGGGAGAUGCGCUGCCUGGGCCCAGGACACCCUGCCGCCCUGCCCUUCCCGCACCACCAGCCUGUCCAGCCCCCAGGAGGUUCCCAAAGCCAAGGGAAACCCCUGGAGGGCUGGGGCUGUGGCGUCUUCACCUUGGGGGGCCGUCAAGGGCUCACUCAAAGCCCUGUCCUUCUGUGUCUGUGGGCAGGCUGAUUAGACCUGUGCGCCCAGGAUUGGCCUCCCUUCCUCAGCCAGGUGGGGGGCUUUCGUGCCUUGCCUGAGCCCAGGGAACAGCACUGCUAGGGCUGUCACUGUGGUUUUCUGGGGGCUCACAUUCUUGGGAUGGGAGGAUGGAACAAAUAACCAAAUAAAGGUGGCUUGAAACAGG
Molecule: messenger RNA, 738 nt
Organism: Cavia porcellus (domestic guinea pig)
Lineage: Eukaryota; Metazoa; Chordata; Mammalia; Rodentia; Caviidae
Gene: Srarp
Product: steroid receptor associated and regulated protein
Exons: 2
Coding region: 76-567 (163 amino acids)
Biological process (GO): positive regulation of intracellular estrogen receptor signaling pathway
Cellular component (GO): nucleus; cytoplasm
Molecular function (GO): nuclear estrogen receptor binding
Source: RefSeq, a predicted model, not a curated record